Molecule: messenger RNA, 369 nt
Organism: Arabis nemorensis
Lineage: Eukaryota; Viridiplantae; Streptophyta; Magnoliopsida; Brassicales; Brassicaceae
Source: the annotation of a GenBank genome assembly
AUGCAUAGCAGAAGGUCUUUCUCUGGUAUAAGAAAUAGAGAGGACGCUCAUCUGAAAAGCUUGCUAUGGUCAAUGGAAUGUAUGUGUGCGCAUCGGCUUGAUAAAGUUAUCUUUGCCUCGGAUGCGAUAUGUAUGGUAAUGGUAAUCAAUGAUCCUUCGGGUUGGCCUAAUUUUUGGUACCAUGUCUCCGAAAUGAAUCGUGUUUUGAUCAUGUUUGAUGAUUGGAGUAUGGUUUUUGAAAGUCGAACUGCAAACAGAGGAGAUUUCUUAAUAGCUCAGAGUGUGACACUUCAGAAUUUUUGGCAAUCCUACAUUCCGCAAGGCUACCCCUCUUGGUUGGCUGAGUUAUUUUUCCGUGAGAAAGGUUAA